Messenger RNA from Mucor mucedo, 297 nucleotides. RefSeq lists its product as uncharacterized. The record is from RefSeq and is a predicted model, not a curated record. NCBI's taxonomy places the organism in Eukaryota, Fungi, Mucoromycota, Mucoromycetes, Mucorales, Mucoraceae. The transcript has a single exon. The coding region runs from base 1 to 297 and encodes 98 amino acids.
AUGUCUACUCCCUCAAGAACCGAAGCUAAAAAAAAUCAAUACGUUGGUCAAGCUAAAGAAAGUGCUGGCUAUGCUCUAGGUAACGAAUCCCUCGAAUCCAGAGGCAAGACGCAAGCCGACAGUGGUCAUGUUGAAGAAACCGCUGCCAAUGUUACAGGCUAUGUUAAAGGUGCUGCUGACCAAGUAACUGGUGCCGUCAAAGGUGCUGUUAACGCUCUUACUGGUAAUACGUUUGGCGAGGUUGGUAGUAAGGCUCAAGAAAAAAAGGGCGAAGCACAAAAAUCCUUCAAUUCCUAA